Molecule: messenger RNA, 1694 nt
Organism: Planococcus citri (citrus mealybug)
Lineage: Eukaryota; Metazoa; Arthropoda; Insecta; Hemiptera; Pseudococcidae
Product: E3 ubiquitin-protein ligase TRAIP-like
Exons: 7
Coding region: 246-1526 (426 amino acids)
Biological process (GO): protein ubiquitination; replication fork processing
Cellular component (GO): site of DNA damage; nucleus
Molecular function (GO): ubiquitin protein ligase activity; zinc ion binding
Source: RefSeq, a predicted model, not a curated record
UUGAUAAGAAUUUCCCUCUUGUUCGAAAUUUUAUAACGUUUAUGAUCUAUUUUUGACGAUUAUUUCUUCAAAUUGUUAAAAAAUAAGAACAUAUUUCUUAUUAAAUGAUCCUUAAUUUCUCAACUUUGCUGAUAGUUCAACCGUUUACAUUCAUGGGUCUUCUUCGUAACUCAAAAUCGAUUCUGAACUUUCGUUCCUCGACUGUCAUUCUUUCCUAGUCCCUCAUUAACGUUAAGCUAAGCAGAAUGCACGCAUCUUGUACAAUAUGCGGCGAUAUAUUCACCGGCGCAGACCCAGAAGUCAUACUAUCAACCCCAUGUGGCCAUAUGUUCCAUCAACCUUGCCUCAGAGAAUGGCUCAACAGAUCAAAAACUUGUCCACAAUGUCGUUCGAAAGUGGACGACAAGCAUACGAUAAAGUUAUACUUCCAAUUGAGCUCAUAUCCGACUCAAGAUUCGGCUACUUUGGAAAACACCGUAUCAAAUUUAAAAUUCCAAUUGAAAAUGAAAGAAAUAGAUGUCAAUAAACUAACGGAGGAGCAAACCACUAUGAAAACACAACUAGCCGGAUUAAAAAUUAUGCUCAUGGAAGCGGAAGAGAAGAACAGAAAUAACGAUACAAUCGUUAAUCAUCUGCAAGAAAAGAUGAAAAUGCUGAAACUCCAGGCUAAAUCAUUUACCGAAGAGAAACUUCGUAAUGACGAAUUACAAAAACAGCUCGAUCAAUAUGCCAAUUUAGAGAAAAUUCUCAAAGGUUCGGCUGCAGAUGCUGCUGAUACGAUCGCUCUAAUGAAAGACUGUACGGAUCCUAGUAUAUUAUGUGCUUGCAUCAAUACCCUUAAAACUGAAAAUUAUAAACAUAAAGAAAAAUCCAAAGAUCUCCAGAGUCUUUUGAAGUUCAAGGAACAAAAAUUAUCAGCAGCUGUAACCGAAAUAAGUAACCUAGAAAAACAGAUCUCUAUUCUGAAUCGUUCACUAACUAAAGUGAAAGAAGACUUGACUCAUACAGAAAACGAAAACGAAAGCUUGAAGAAAAAAUGCAAGCAUUUAGAAGAGGCAAUAAUGUCUCCUCAAGAAAACUCCAACUCAAGUAAUCCACGUGACAAAGCUCUUCGCAGAUUCAUCAACGAAUACCCAACACCUCAGCUGAAGGAAUCUCCUGUGAUCGAACUCAGCCUGCCUUCCACCAGCACCGCUUCAACGACUUCUCGUCCUCAACAGCCCAGAGAACCCUCACCAACCAGUCCUAUCAGAUUCAACGUAUUAAAAGACCCUAAAAAUCGCCUAGUGCUGAAUAAACGUCGUCUAAUGGGCCAUUCGUCGUCGCAAGAAAAAUCACCAUGUUACGACGGACUCGGUGGUCACCUCAGGGAAGAGGUUUCAUUCACUGAUAAGGCUACCUUACUCAGAACCAUCGCAGAAAGCAAAUCGAAUAAAAUACCCUUAAAUACGAAACGAUUUAAACCUAAUUCUAAACCCGGACCACCUAAAACUAAUUUAUUGCAAUUUUAUACUAAGAAACAAUAAUUUUUUCAUCGAUCGUGAUCCUAUCAUGUGUUUUUUUUUUUGUUCGAGGGUACUUCGGUAAGGAUCUUAGAACCUCGUGAUUUAUUUAUGUAAUUUUAUUUAAACGCUGAAUGCUGUAAAUUUUGUUAUUUGUAUUAUUUAUUGCCGAAUAAAAUUAAUUUUACAAUA